Messenger RNA from Colletotrichum aenigma, 927 nucleotides. RefSeq lists its product as uncharacterized. Gene Ontology annotation, biological process: adenylate cyclase-activating G protein-coupled receptor signaling pathway. NCBI's taxonomy places the organism in Eukaryota, Fungi, Ascomycota, Sordariomycetes, Glomerellales, Glomerellaceae. The record is from RefSeq and is a predicted model, not a curated record. The coding region runs from base 1 to 927 and encodes 308 amino acids. The transcript has 2 exons. Gene Ontology annotation, cellular component: plasma membrane. Gene Ontology annotation, molecular function: G protein-coupled receptor activity.
AUGGCUUUCAACGUACUAGUUGCGUCUUUGACGUUGAUGGGGAGUAGUCUUUCGUUCCUGACGACGUUUGGCGCAUUGAUCUCCAUCGGUCUCCACCGCACCCGGCGCCGGUCUUUGCGCCACAUCCUCAUUCUCAACCUCAUGGUGGCCGAAUUCAUUAACUCGGGCAACAACACCGUCUCGGGGAUCAUAUACAUCCGAGACAGAGGGUUACGACGCGGAACAGCAUGUGUCCUGAACAGCGUGAUUGGUCAACUGUCGGUGCAAGCGUCUGAUUUUUCCAUCCUCGCCAUCGCUAUUGCCACACUUCUGGUAGUGAAACAAAAAACGUCCAUGGCGGAGGGGACGUUCCUCGAGAGGGUCUCCAUCUGCUUCUGCGUGUGGAUCGUCCCUAUUGCGACCAGCGUCGCGGCGGCUGCCAUCGGCGUCGUGGGGCCCGUCAGCGGGAACUGGUGCUGGAUAACGUGGGACCGACCAGAUCUCCGAUUUGCCCUCACCUACGUUUGGCGUCUGUGGAUCAUGUUUGCCACCGUUUCCAUCUACGCUUAUGUCUGGUGGUACCUCGGCCAGCGCCUUCGGCCCGCUGCAAUGGCGCCGGCUUCCUUAGGCUGGACCAGAAGCUUGACGACCACUGCUGCUCCGUUGACAGCACGCCAGACGACCGUGAGUCGAUUGGACGUGGAUUGGCCACGGCCGCAAGUCGCGGCUAUGGGUGGGGGACACCCUCCACGGACCGCAGAACCGCUGGGAUACGACCUUCCCCCGCUGGCGACGGACGCCACAGCGUUGCCUGUUACGAGGUGUUUGACAUCAGACAGCAGUACCAGAAGCAUGCUAUCGCCGUGUAACUCUCAACCGUGGGGAGAUGAUUACCUGGCGGACUCCCGACCGAGCUCUAGCCGAGACGUCGGCGCGAGUGAUAAGUAA